Columba livia (rock pigeon) is the source of this 2436-nucleotide messenger RNA. RefSeq names its product solute carrier family 2 member 10 (gene SLC2A10). The record is from RefSeq and is a predicted model, not a curated record. The coding region runs from base 345 to 2057 and encodes 570 amino acids. Gene Ontology annotation, molecular function: D-glucose transmembrane transporter activity; symporter activity. The transcript is spliced from 5 exons. Gene Ontology annotation, biological process: D-glucose transmembrane transport; circulatory system development. Lineage: Eukaryota; Metazoa; Chordata; Aves; Columbiformes; Columbidae. Gene Ontology annotation, cellular component: membrane.
CGGCCAAACCCGGACUGCACGGAGCGCUCACACGCCCAGCCCCGGGUCACGGUGCGGCGGAGCCAGACUCACUCAUCACCCGGGUCUUCCGCUCCGUCUUCCCGGCCCUUUGCAUCAGCUCCCCGGGGCGGUGCCCGCCCGAGCAGCACAGCCCGGCGAGGGCGACCCUGCCGGGACACCCCCGGCUCCCGCACGGGCGGGCAGGGCGACUACACGCCCCAGGCAGCCCGGCCGGGAGGCAGGGCGAGAGCGACGUGGCGCUGCGCGGCCCCGCUCCCGCCGCCGGACCCCGCUCCGCCCGCACCCGCGCCCGCCGCCGCGGAGCGCCGAGGCUCAGCCCCAGCAUGGGUCGAGCAUUGCUAGUCCUCCUCUUGUCUGCAACAGUCUCUCUCCUAGGUGGGCUGAUAUUUGGAUACGAGCUAGGGAUUAUCUCUGGUGCACUGCUGCAGUUACAGACAGACUUUCACCUCAGCUGCUUCAAGCAAGAAAUUCUCGUGAGCGCCCUCCUUAUCGGAGCUCUCCUCGCCUCUCUGGUUGGGGGGAUCCUCAUUGACCUCUAUGGACGGAGGAGAGCAAUACUGGUCAGCAACUUGGUCCUGUUGGUUGGCAACCUUAUUCUCACAUUGGCAAGGUCAUUUAUUGGGCUGGUCAUUGGGCGCAUGACCGUGGGCUUUGCCAUCUCUGUCUCAUCCAUGGCCUGCUGCAUCUAUGUCUCGGAAAUGGUGGCUGCUCAUCGGCGAGGGUUGCUGGUGUCUCUCUACGAAGCGGGCAUCACCGUAGGCAUCCUCCUGUCCUAUGCGCUGAAUUACACCUUUGCGGACGCCGAUGAGGGAUGGAGGUACAUGUUUGGACUGGCCAUUGUGCCCGCGGCCAUGCAGUUCCUCAGCAUCCUCUUUCUCCCUGUGAACCCUGUUAAAUUAGGCUCGUGGGACUCUGACUGCCAGAAGGGCCUCAUUCAAUUGCAGAACACUGAGGACAGAGAGAAGGCAAAGCAGGAGCCCUAUAAAGAGAAGCAUUACUCAUUUCUUGACCUUUUCAGGGCCAAAGACAGCAUGAGAAGGCGGACUCUGGUGGGCCUGGGACUGGUGCUCUUCCAGCAGUUCACUGGGCAGCCCAACGUGUUGGGCUAUGCUUCCAAAAUCUUCCACUCGGUGGGGUUCCAGAGCAACUCCUCAGCAAUCCUGGCCUCUGUUGGGCUGGGGGCAAUAAAGGUGGUGGCCACACUUGUCGCGAUGGCCUUUGCAGACAAGGCUGGCAGGAGGGUGCUCCUCAUGGCUGGCUGUGUGGUGAUGGCCAUCUCUGUCACCACCAUUGGCCUCACCAGCCGCAUUGCUCCGCUGGCCGUGUCCAGGGACUGCAGGGCAGCCACGAUCCCCAAUGCGUCCCACAGCCUCAUCCAGCACCCCCUGACACCCCUAUCCUCCCAGCCUGUUGUGUCACCCAUCCCCCCAGCAUUAGAUGCUGUAAAAAGUCAGGCAGGCCCUGGUUUUGUUGCCGUGAGGAGCCUUACAAAAGUUUUUGCCAUUAGUCAAAGCAGAGAGAUUGUUUCCGAUUCUUCUCUCACUCAGAAAAGAGACUUGGUAGGUCAGUCCAAAAAAGAGACAGCGAGAAGCACCGGCCCUCCUUUCAGUGGUGCUCCCUGGACGGAACAUAUGGGUUUAAAUUGGAUUACGCUACUGAGCAUGAUGACUUUCGUGAGUGCCUUCUCAAUUGGAUUUGGACCAAUGACCUGGCUGGUCCUCAGCGAGAUCUAUCCUGCUGGGAUCAGAGGAAGAGCCUUUGCCUUCUGUAACAGCUUUAACUGGGCUGCUAAUUUACUGAUGAGCCUCUCCUUCCUGGACCUCCUUGAUGCCAUUGGUUUCUCCUGGAUGUUUCUUCUCUAUGGACUGAUGGGAGUGUUGGCUGUUAUAUUCAUUUACAUUUUUGUGCCAGAAACAAAAGGACAAUCCUUAGAGGAGAUAGACCAGCAGUUCUCCAGGAAAAGUGAUUUUUUCCUGUCAGCUAAAGCCUUCAUAUUAACUGCAUUUUCCUGGAGAACCAGACACAUGUUUUGGUAAACCUAGCAAUGGAAUGCAAACUUAUUGAUAAGCACAGAUGGACAUCUCGCAAGAGGGGCGACGAGAAACAAGAGACCAAGAAACUGACCAACUGUGUAUAACAUUCCAUUCACGUGAAUACUUCAUAUAAAAGUGGGAGAUCACGAGGAUCUCGUGUGCUUUUUGCUUUUCCCUUUUCCCUUCUGCUUAUGGCCGACAUUAGGAGAGGACCUUGCUAGUCGUCCCUGCGAACUGAGGCCUACUGAGAGACUGAAUCCAGCUCCGGUUGGCUGCAGAGUCUAAUCCAGGACUUCGGGUGCCGGCUCUGCAGUUGCUGAGACUUUCAAGAUUGGUUUUGUAUAUUUUGUAUUAUUUUCUCUAUUCUUAUUAGUAGCAUUAG